Molecule: messenger RNA, 765 nt
Organism: Diversispora eburnea
Lineage: Eukaryota; Fungi; Glomeromycota; Glomeromycetes; Diversisporales; Diversisporaceae
Source: the annotation of a GenBank genome assembly
AUGCCUAAAAUGAAAACAGAAUUACCUUCAAAAAUGUUAAAUUCUAGAGAAAAUAAUAAUCUUGCAGGUAAUCCUGUUUCACUUAACGGCCUCAGAAAUCCACAAAGAUCAAGAAAUAUUACUGCACCUACUGUUGAUGUAUUAUUAGAAGUUUCAAAUCCUAUUUCCUUAUUAAAUGAGUUACAACAAAGGUUUAAAACUUUUAAACCACCAUUAUAUGCAUUUAGUACAGAUCAAUAUGGUGGAUUUAUUUGUGAACUUGAAGUUUUUGGAAAGAUUUACAAAAAUUCUAAAUCAAGACCACGAAAACAAGAGGCUAAAGAAGAUGCAGCACUUUUGGCAAUUAGUGAAAUAGUGAAACAAAAUAUUCCGGAAAUUACAGAAUCUUUGAAUAAAGAUUUAAUAGAAAUGUAUGAUCCAGGAAUGCGUAAUGAAUUAACGUUUAUUCCGAAAUCUCAAACAUGGUUUCAAAAACAACUUAAAGAUUGGCCAGGAAAAAAGCCUCGAGUAAUUUUAUUAGAGUUCUGUCAAAUGCAUCAUUUACCAACUCCGAUGUAUGUUGAAAGAAAUGAUAUAAUAGGAUUUCUCUUUGAUUGUAGAGUUGGGGAACGUAUUUUUAAUUCAGAUAAUAAGAAUUUUUGUAAGCAAGCUGAUGCAAAAGAUUAUAUUGCAGCUAAAACGUUUUCAAUAUUAUAUGAAGAAUUUUGUGAAUUAGAACGACGAAUUGAGGCAAAUAGUCGACAAAUUGAAACAAACUUACAUUAA